Trifolium pratense (red clover) is the source of this 2376-nucleotide messenger RNA. Its product is annotated as guanine nucleotide-binding protein-like NSN1. The coding region runs from base 169 to 1974 and encodes 601 amino acids. The transcript has 10 exons. Gene Ontology annotation, cellular component: nucleolus. Lineage: Eukaryota; Viridiplantae; Streptophyta; Magnoliopsida; Fabales; Fabaceae. The record is from RefSeq and is a predicted model, not a curated record. Gene Ontology annotation, molecular function: GTP binding.
UCUGUCAAAAAAAAAAAAAAACUCCGUACUAUUGUUUGGUUGACAUUUUUUUAUCGAAAGAAAAAACGCCGUAUUUAUAAGCCAUUGUUAAACCCUAAUAUCUCGUUGCUCAGUUGCAACCAUAACCCUUCUUUCUCAUCUCUCUCUUCUCAACACAACAAACCAAAAAUGGUGAAGAAAAGCAAGAAGAGUAAGAGUAAGAGAGUUCCAUUGAAGAAGAAAUACAAAAUCAUAAGGAAAGUGAAAGAGCAUAACAAAAAGAAAACAAAAGAAGCUAAAAAGCUUCUUCUAAGUGGUAAAAAGAAGGUUGAGAAAGAUCCUGGUAUUCCAAAUGAUUGGCCUUUUAAGGAACAAGAAUUGAAAUUACUUGAAGCUCGUAGAGAAAAGGCUAUUCAGGAAUUGGAACAAAAAAAAGCCGAUCGAAAAGAAAGGGCUCGUAAAAGGAAGUUGGGCUUGCCUGUGGAUGAUGAUAAUUCCCAAUCAGUUGAAACAGCUUCUCUAGAAAAUACUAAUAGUGCCCCCACUGUUCCGACGACUAGAGAUAGUUCAGACAGGGCCUUUUACAAGGAUUUGGUAAAGGUUAUUGAAGCUUCUGAUGUUAUCUUGGAGGUCCUUGAUGCCCGAGAUCCUUUGGGUACUCGUUGUGUUGACAUAGAAAAAAUGGUGAUGAAAGCAGGACCUGAUAAACGUCUUGUGUUGCUUUUGAAUAAAAUUGAUCUUGUUCCUCGAGAGUCUGUUGAGAAGUGGCUGAAAUACCUUCGAGAAGAAUUACCUACCGUUGCUUUCAAGUGCAGUACACAACAGCAAAGAUCAAACCUAGGGUGGAAAUCUUCUAAAAAAGUCAAACCAAGUAAUACUUUGCAAUUGAGUGAUUGUCUUGGAGCUGAGACACUGCUCAAACUAUUGAAGAAUUAUUCAAGAAGCUAUGAGAUCAAGAAGUCAAUCACUGUCGGUCUGGUUGGACUGCCCAAUGUUGGUAAGAGCAGUCUUAUUAACAGUUUAAAGAGAUGCCAUGUUGUCAAUGUCGGUGCUACUCCUGGGUUAACAAGGUCAAUGCAAGAGGUUCAUUUGGACAAAAAUGUUAAGUUGCUUGAUUGCCCGGGUGUUGUUAUGCUGAAGUCUCAAGAAAAUAAUGCCACCGUUGCGUUAAAAAAUUGCAAGAGAAUUGAGAAGUUAGAUGAUCCCAUUAGCCCAGUGAAAGAAAUUCUAAAGCUCUGUCCCGCCAGGGUGCUGGUAUCUCUUUACAAGAUUCCAAGUUUUGAUUCAGUUGAUGACUUCCUACAGAUUGUGGCUACUGUUAGGGGCAAGCUCAAGAAGGGUGGAAUAGUUGACAUUGAUGCUGCUGCAAGAAUCGUUCUUCAUGACUGGAAUGAAGGUAAAAUUCCAUAUUAUACUAUGCCCCCAGUUAGGGAUCAGACAGAACCUUCAGAGGCCAAGAUAGUUUCAGAGUUUUCUAAAGAGUUUAACAUUGAUGAGGUCUACAAUAGUGAAACUUCAUUUAUUGGGAACCUUAAAUCUACUGUUGACUUAGAUCCUGUUGAAGUUCCUUCAAGUUGCCCGCUCAACUUUGAUGAGACAAUGUUAGAGGAUGAUCAACCUGUUAAGUUGUUAGAACGAGAUGAAGAACCUGGGAACAUGGAGGACAACGAUGAGGAUGAAUCUAUGGAAUGUGAUAAAGAUGAAGUUAGCAAGGAGAAGGGUAAAAGUGCAUCUAGUAAACAAAAUGAGAAGUUAUAUACAGCGGAUGGUAUACUUAAUCCAAAGAUCAGGCGAGCAGAGAAGAAGAAAAAGAAGAAGGCUAAUAAAGCCGACACAUCUGAUCCCAUGGAUGGUGAUUAUGACUUCAAAGUUGAUUACUUUAAAAAAGAUACAAUGGAUGACGGAAGCAAGAGUGAAGAAGAAAACGAUGGUGAUGGUGAUGAUGAACAAGUUAACACCGAGGUUCCUAUGUCUGGUGUUGAGGUUGAUGAAUGAUUGGGAUGUGCACACACUUAUAAAAUAGACAUGAUGUACGUUUUGCCAUGACAGGAACUAUCAUUUUUGGAUAGAUCAAGAAUUGAGGCAUCUCGUGAAGAUGAUUUUUUCCAGAUAUUUUUCUGCCUCUAUUAGUUCAUUACAACACUCUUCAACAAUUUGGUAUGGGCACUCUUGUGAAUGUCUAAGCCUCUAAGGUGUUGGUAGUUAAGGGGAAUGCCAGUUUAAGGAACUAUUCUCAACUUUCAUUUUUUUUUUGUCAGGACUUGUAAUUUUAUUUAUUUAAUAUCAUGCGUUCCUUAGGACUUUAUAGUUUUAUAAUUGUUGUAGAAUUCAGUUUUGAUCUCUGGAAAAGAUUGUGUGAAUUCUUAAAUUUUAUACAAGAAAAAUGUUUGCAACAUA